AUAUUAUGUGUAGAGAUCCAACUAAACCUAACCGUUUCGCUUUUAAAGCGGUGCGCCCUGAACGUCUCACUCUGGUGGCUAUUUUCUAUUGGGGCAGAAGUUGAAUUGAGACACGUAAGGACUGCCACGAAACGCAACCGGGAGAUUGACAGCUCUGCGGCCAAUCGCAGCACGAUCCCGCUUUACCGUGUUGUGUGACGCCAAAACAGAAAAGCCAAUCACUGCUCCGGAUCUGUUGACAGGAAGCGUAUGGGGUGGAAUCACCACAGCUCGUCUGUUUUCACCUGACAAAACAAGAGAGGAGCCCACAGUCAUUCAUCCCCCAGACGUGUGUGGACUUAAAUUAUGCGUUUAAAGAUCGAACAGGGGCAAAUAUGCAAUGGAGGUCAUUGGUAGUCGGUCUGCUCGUAUUGAGACUGUCGCUCAGCUGUGUGCUGUGGUUAGCUUUCGGACUCGGACAUAACGUUAGCCUGGGGUUCAACUUCCCACUUAGUUUCAGUUUACACAAAUUAGACGCGUUAUUAAGGGACGAAAAGGGGACAGAUCCGAGCGGCAACUCGUGGUCUCAACGAAUUCACGGCCACGGGCAUGAAGAGGCGAAGACCAUGUGGGCGAAGGUUGAAGUGGAGUCCCCCAACAGAUCCUACCUGAGCUUCUUCGACGGCGACAAGGACGAGUACGCCCGCAAAUACGGCUCCUUCCCGGAUACCCUGAAAGCCCAAAUGAAGGACAUGGCCAAAGAGAUGUUUUAUUUCGGGUACGACAAUUACAUGAAGUAUGCCUUUCCUGAGGACGAACUGAACCCCAUAGACUGUGAAGGCAGGGGACCUGACGUGCUAAACCCGUCAAACAUUAACAUAAACGAUGUUUUGGGAAACUACUCCCUUACCCUGAUUGACACAUUAGAUACCCUACUGGUGCUCGGCAAUGUGACGGAGUUCCAAAGGGCUGUUAAGCUGGUUAUAGAUACUGUGUCUUUUGACAAGGACUCAACUGUGCAAGUGUUUGAGGCAAACAUCAGGAUCCUGGGAAGCCUCAUCUCAUCCCACAUCCUGCUGACGGACCCAAAACAUCCAUUCGGCGAGGUUGGCUUCGAUGGGUACGAUAACGAGCUGCUUCACUUGGCUCACGACUUGGCCGUCCGCUUGCUGCCCGCCUUCGAGAACACCAGCACAGGCAUUCCCUACCCCAGGGUGAACCUGAAGACUGGAGUUCCUCCUGAUAGCAUCAAUGAGACUUGCACGGCAGGAGCCGGGUCCUUGCUGGUGGAGUUUGGGAUUUUAAGCCGCUUGAUAGGAGAUUCCACAUUCGAAUGGGUGGCCAGGCGAGCCGUCAGAGCUCUGUGGAACCUGCGGAGCAACGAAACCGGUCUGUUAGGGAAUGUAGUUAAUAUCCAAACAGGCCAGUGGGUUGGCAAGCAGAGUGGCCUGGGAGCCGGUAUGGACUCCUUCUAUGAGUAUUUGCUCAAAUCGUACAUCCUGUUUGGUGAGAAAGAAGAUCACAGGAUGUUCCAAGCAGCCUAUGAGAGCAUUCAGAGCCACAUGAGGAGAGGAAGAGAGUCGUGUAAUGAAGGAGAGGGUGACCCACCUCUGUAUGUUAAUGUGAAUAUGUUCAGUGGUGAAAUAAUGAACACCUGGAUCGACUCCCUUCAGGCCUUCUUCCCUGGGCUGCAGGUGCUGAAUGGUGAUGUAGAUAAUGCGAUUUGCCUGCAUGCCUUCUACUACGCCAUCUGGAAGCGCUUCGGGGCUUUGCCAGAGAGAUACAACUGGCAGCUGCAGGCUCCUGAUGUGCUCUUCUACCCCCUGAGACCAGAGCUGGCUGAGUCAACCUACCUCCUGUACCAGGCGACCAAAAAUCCUUUCUAUUUGCAUGUUGGAAAGGAUAUUCUUCAGAGCCUUGAGAAAAAUGCCAAAGUCAGAUGUGGGUACGCCACUCUCCACCAUGUCGUGGACAAAUCCAAAGAGGAUCGCAUGGAGAGCUUCUUUCUCAGUGAGACGUGCAAAUACCUUUACCUGCUAUUUGAUGAGGACAACCCUCUUCACAAAUCCGACAACAAGUACAUCUUCACUACAGAGGGCCAUGUUGUGCCGAUAGACAAGCGCUUCAGGGAGAAACAGUGGAACGACUUGUUUCCCUGUGAAGAGGGAGUGCUGGCAGAACAAGAGCCAAUCAACCGGCCUCCUCCGAACAAAACCAGCAAUUGCAACAGGAUCCCAGAAGAGCGACGAUACACUCUACCACUGAAGAGCGUCUAUAUGAGGCAGAUCGAUAACAUGGUGGGACUUUUCUGAGAAAGAGGCUCCACCCACAGUGUGUGGGAUUUCUGCUCUUUGGUGGGUGAUUACGGGGUCAACGCAGGUGAACAGCUCUUGUGCCGGAUAAGGAGGGGUCAGGCUUCGUUGCUGCUUGCCUGGUGAUCAAUUGACAUGGCGUGAGUGGAUUUUAGAUUACUGGUAUGUUGUUGUCUCUUUAACUGUUUGUUAAGGUAUGAGUGUGUUACAUUGUGUGUGUGUGUGUGUGUGUGUGUGUGUGUGUGUGUGUGUGUGUGUGUGUGUGUGUGUGUGUGUGUGUGUGUGUGUGUGUGUGUGUGUGUGUGUGUGGAUAUUUGUUUGUACAGCUGAGCUGUGAAUCACAAUGUGUUACUGGGAUAAGUGCCAUCUAGCCACACAUGUACCAUGUAUAGCCUAAAGAAAAAUAUCCCCCGACAUAUGAUGAUUAGUGCCUCUGGGAAAUGGAUUCACUUGAAUUUAUCAGUUCUUUUACAAAAGGGCUGCACUUGAACAAAUAACAACAAUGAGGAGAACGGCUCAGAAUGAUUUUAAAGUGCCUUGCAUUUUUCAGCAGCACAUAUUCUGAAGAACAUUUAAUUUUUUGAGGCCAUUGUCAAUAUUGCACAGUAGAUGUCAUUCCAUGUGUAUGUACUGCUUUUACACUGACUAUGGCAUUGAGCUCUUUUUUUUAAAGACACAAUGAAAAAAGCCAUGUAAUGUAUUUUUUAACAACAAUAAGUGAAAACGUCUGUUCUCAACCAUUUUCCUGUCAGAUGUAUUACUACAGUCUCUCCUUCAUAGUUUGUUCUGAUUUAGAGUAGCUGGAAGUUUUCAUUUUCUGUUCGUUCUGUUUAUCUGUCACAUAAUUGCACAUCAACAUACCCAUUGUUUGCCAUGCGGUGAGAACUCAGGGUUUAAAGGAAAAACUAAAAUGGUUAAUGCUUUCAUAAAAAAUACUUUCUCAUAAUGUUGUUGCCUACAAUGUCUUAGGUAUUUGUAUAGCAGAUCUUCCAACUUGGUUGUCUUAGUCAAAGAAUAACCACAAUGAGCACAGUUGUUCUGUGAUGCCUCGUUAGAGGUGAUGUUGGAUAUGUUUAAAGCUCUACUGAGGCAUCUCUUCUGGGCUGGUUCAUAUUGUACCAAACAACCUCAGUUUCUAUAACUGCUCAGCAGUGCUUCAAGCUGCAUUUUUUUUUUCUUUUCAUGUCUGGGGAUAGGGGGGCAUGAACCCAGUUGGGAUGUAGAAGGGGGUGCGUGGCCUAAAAACUUUGAGAAUCGCUGUGCUAAACUGUUCCAUUUAUAGUGGAACCGAAAGAUUAUGAGAAUAUGAAUGGAUGUCUUCAUGCAAAUUUGGUGAAAUGGCCCCCCUCUCAGCAGCUCAGGUUUGUUAAGCACAAAAGCAGGACAGAGUGAAUGGGCUAUCUUUAAAAAAAAAGCUUAUAUGAUGCUAGUUGGCAGAGAAAAUAUGUUUAUUUCCCAAAAUGUCAAUCUGCCUCCAAGCUGUCUUAAAUUAAAGGCUGUUUACCUCUGAACAUGUGGUUUCAUAAUACUAAAAAAUAACCAGAAUUAUUAAAUAACUAUGAAGAAGA
Molecule: messenger RNA, 3859 nt
Organism: Gasterosteus aculeatus aculeatus (three-spined stickleback)
Lineage: Eukaryota; Metazoa; Chordata; Actinopteri; Perciformes; Gasterosteidae
Gene: edem1
Product: ER degradation enhancer, mannosidase alpha-like 1
Biological process (GO): carbohydrate metabolic process; mannose trimming involved in glycoprotein ERAD pathway; endoplasmic reticulum mannose trimming
Cellular component (GO): membrane
Molecular function (GO): calcium ion binding; mannosyl-oligosaccharide 1,2-alpha-mannosidase activity
Source: RefSeq, a predicted model, not a curated record